CCAAACCAUCCCACAAUGCAUCGCGAUACAUACGUCAUUCGCUCCUCAAAAUCCAAGAUGGCGGUAUUUGCGAAACGGCCUAUGGUGUCUGUUUGAGGACCAAAAGCAUUAAACGAAGGCGCCGUGCCGCAGAGCAAGAAACUGGCAACAUUUACAUAGAAUAUUCACCGUAUAGUCGUCCAAAUCAUUAAACAGAAUCGUGUUUUGUAUCCUGAAAGAAGCGUUGCUCUGCUAGAAGACGCUGGGAAGCUAACUUAGCGUUAGCUGCCCACUAACUUUGAUAGAGUCAGAGGAAUAUCCAAAAGACAGAAGCUCGUCAGUUGGAGCAGAGGAAGACAGCAGGAGUUGCAGGGAUUCAAGCAUCCCUUCUCAUCAUCGGGCCCUGAGAUGACAUCACAGCAGCCUCAGCUCCCCAAUGCUGCUAUUCCUCCCCAGCUUGCCCACAACUCUUCUCAUCAGGCCCGGCCUCACAUUCAGGCUAAUCAGCUGGACUCAAGUCAGCACAGUGCAGCCGCUGGUCCUCUGGAGCACAGAGCUCUGACAGGCAGGCCUGGCUGCUCCGGUGUGGCUACAACCAGCGGGGCGGUGACCAACAGGAACGUUUCUUCCUCCUGCCCCAACUCCAGCUUGUCCAGAAGAGAUGGAGGCUUCGAGCCCUGGCCUGAGGAAGCAGUGGACAACUCCCACGGGCUGUACUCACUCCACCGCAUGUUUGAUAUAGUCGGAGCCCAGCUAACGCAUAGAGACGUCAGGGUACUGUCGUUUCUGUUUGUCGACGUGAUCGAUGAAUAUGAGCGCGGUGGCAUCAGGAGUGGAAGGGAUUUCCUGCUGGCCUUAGAGCGCCAGGGUCGCUGUGAUGAGACCAACUUCCGACAUGUGCUCCAGCUUCUGAGGAUUAUCACCCGCCAUGACCUGUUACCUUAUGUCACACUCAGGAAACGACAGGCCGUGUGCCCAGACCCCGUUGACAAGUAUCUGGAGGAGACGUCAGUGCGCUACAUUUCACCAAGAGGAGCAGUACAGAGCAGGGACGCAGCGCCUCACAGGAGGACAGGUCCUCAGCCAGUCAUCUGCUGCUCUCCGUCAGGACCCCAUGUUGGCCCGCCCCGAACAAAGCCAGCGACUCCCGUAUCCAACCGCAAACGGAAGAGAAGUCAUUCCUCAGCUGACUGCAGAGAGAAGCAAACAUGUGAUAUUCGCCUUCGGGUUCGUGCUGAAUACUGCCAGCAUGAAUCUGCACUUCAGGGCAAUGUCUUCUCCAACAAGCAAGAGGCAGUGGAGCGGCAGUUUGAGCGGUUCAACCAGGCCAACACUAUCCUCAAAUCCCGAGAUUUGGGCUCCAUCAUCUGUGACAUCAAAUUCUCUGAGCUUACCUACUUGGAUGCCUUCUGGAGGGACUACAUCAACGGAUCAUUGCUAGAGGCCCUUAAAGGGGUCUUCAUCACAGAUUCCCUAAAACAGGCUGUGGGCCAUGAGGCUAUAAAACUGUUGGUCAACGUAGACGAGGAGGACUACCAGGCAGGUCGGCGCAAACUGCUCCGUAAUUUGGUCACAAGCGGAGGGGCUCCCCCAGGAAGUAGCAAAGACUGUGUCUCUUAGAUACACUGUCCAGGUGAUAGCAUUCGGAAGGAACACUGCUGUGCUUCCCUCGCGGGGAAUAGAGUGAGAUGUGGUGGUGUCAUUUGAGGUGCCUGAAGUGCGUGCCUAAAAGAAAACUCAAGAAUUUCCAGCCAGCCCGUUGAUUCCUGGAGAGCGAAGACCGGAGGAUAUCUAGUUGUCACCCCCUAAGCGUAGCAUGCGAGGUGAUUGGGAACUGUGUCAGCAAAAAGUAGGCAAUGCAUUAAAGGUUGACAUAAUUUUGAAUAUGAAACUGUUCAUUUUCUUCAAGGGAGGAGAAUGCUGAUCUCAUGUGCAUUAAAUCUAAAGACAAGUUUGUUAUUUCUGGUAUGUUAGUUCAUUGAAACACAUUUGUUGACUCCCAUGAUGCUCUUAACUCCAGUUGAAAAGCAGAGUUACUACAGAAAACAUGCUUAAAGCUGACAAGUUACUCCCAGUGGGAGCUGUACUUUAUUGUCAAAGUGGUUCAUUUUUGGUGAAAACUUUCAGUUUUUCAGGUACAUUAUAGAUUGAUUGGAUUAAACCAAUCAGAAAGUGUUCUGUAUGUUAUAGAAAGGCACAGACCGUAGUAGACUUACCAUUUGUUUCUCUGUUUCUGUCAUCUUAUUAUCCUACUUCCCCAAGAAUUUUAAGAGUUUCCUUGUCUGUAAAGAUGAACCCUUUUUAGAGCCUAUUUUACCGGCUCAUAUUUGGUCACUCUCAACAUUAUUUGCUGUGUCCGAAAUCACUCCCUAUUUAGUAAAUAGUGCACUAUAUCUACCUUAUGCCAUUUUAUUUGAGUGUCUGAAUUCUGAGUGUGUAAAUGUAUCCACAAUAUAAUGUCCUCAAACUUUCUACAACCGAAUGAUGAAGGUGGUGUCCAUGGCAUGUUCACUACUAUGUGCUAACAAUCCCACAGUGCAGUGUAGCACGUUUCAUAGAUGCAAAACAAUACGUGUCUGAAAUCUCAACUUACUGCUCACUAUAGAAUAAAUGAUCGGGUGUUUUAUAUAUAGGGAGGAGUGAACGAGUGAUUUCUGACACAGCCGGUGAGUCUCGGCUUUCUUUUAACAAAAUCUCAAUAAUGACUUUUGUUGGACGAUGUAUUGUCCCCGAAAUAAUUGUGAUAAAAGAUAUUAUUGUCAUUUGAAGACCGUUUUAUGCCACAGUUGCAGUUAACAUGGUAAUAGCAGUUCAAAUACCAUACAUACCUGUUUGAGAGGUGCCAGGACCUUCACCGUCUUCACAUACCUGCAUCCUACACAAACAGCCCACACACCCCCAGCAAACGUUCACUAGCGAAGAGUUUUGGGUUUCUAGAAACGUCAGGAGCCGUUUUUAUUUGUCGGGGCGAGCGUGAUGCUCACGCAAAAAAAGGGAAUUUUAUGAGUUAAAUAUACACAAGUCCUUCUCUGUUUGUCUUAAAAAAAAGAAAACAUUCAAAUUUACAACCACCGCAUUAGUAUUGUUGGUGCUUUCUGCUGGUCUAUGUCAGUAGGUGGUAGUAUUAGCCAGGAUUCCUCUGGGGACCGGACGUUACUCAUAAAGCAGCACUUGUUGAACAGGAACGACGUUCAGCGUUCACUCACUACUGUUUACAACUUUUUCCAGGUUAGUGGGGAUGCAAAGUUUCUCAAAAACAAAAUGAAACAACUCAGUAAUGUUCCCCCAGAGUUUAACGUUUUAUUGUCAUAGCUUGCUAAAUGAAACAAUAAAAACAAGCGGUUUAUUGCCUGUUUCAUGUACACUACAUACUGCGGUUUUCCACAGUUGUGGUUCGCAAAAACUGGAUUAAUCAAAACGCUGAAACCUUCUGGAAACAACCUGCUGAACCAGUAGACAGACCACACAGUAAACGAUGCUGUUUAUUCUGGCAUCAUGUUAGCUAAGAUGUUCUCAACAAACAUGCAUAUAAACACAAAGAGCAAAACCGAUAAAGGUCAUGUCCGUAUCUAGUUUGAUAAGUUGAUGAUGUAAUUAUUGUGACAGGCCUAAUCUCAAAUAUCUUUUUAACAGCUGUGAUUCUGGUUGAAUUUUAAUCUCAGUCACUGCCAAUAUUUAAACCGUUGUGUUGAGUUUUAUCUGAUGGAACAUCGAUACGUCGUCAUUUACAGGUGUUUGAGAUUUUCAUUGUCGGCCUCGACCUCUUGACCUCCGCCUCUAACCCCUGUUCACUCAUUAUGUAAGACUGUUACAAGAUUGAAGUUUUAUUUGUUUUUUUAUUUGAAAUGACCUUGUGAAAAUCACAGCCAGUGUUGGUAGAUUCACUUUAGUUGUCAUGGUAAUAAGCUCAAGAACAGACACAGUGUAUGGGUGUCACGGUGUCAGCAGAGUCGUCUGUCGACUGUUUGUCGAUGGAACAGCUGUCCGUCUGUUCAACUUCGUCAACCUUUGAUUUCAGACAUUUAGUGCAAUUUAUUUGUAGCUUUCUCCACUGCCCUCUGCUUCCUUCCUCCAGAGGCACUAAACCGCAGGCUGACAGUGCGAGUGUGAAGCAUUUCAUUCACAAUGUGUUAUUCUACAAUUGUAUUCUGAGCAUAUGGCAAAAGUGUUAAAUGGGAUUGAUGGUGGGGUGAUGAUGGCAGGUUUGUUUACUGUGUGAAUCAGGAACACAGACGGCUCCCGCCUGGAUGUUUGUUCUCAUGUAGGUGCAGAACUUCUGAGCAUGUCGGCAGCCGUCUGACUGAAACACAGCACAGAGACUGUGCUAUGUUAAAGUAUUUUUUUUUUUAAAUAUAUUUAAUGACAACAUACUUCAAAUUCUUGCUUCUUCAGUAUCUCAUCAUGGUAACUAUGGUAUGGAAAGGUUAGAGAAAGAUUGUGGUCACAUUUAGUAAAAAGUUAGAUGUCAUGUACUUCCUGCACCUGCACUGAGUACUGACAUAUGACAGAAACCCUGUAGAGCAAACUCAAUCAAUAUGGACACAGUUCCCACGGUUACUGGGCUGCAGUCAUACAUUUUCACACAUUGUGGCUUUAAAAAGACAGCAUUAGACGGGUGUACCAGGAUUGACUACGACUCAAUGCAAACUCACAGUACUUUAGUUUGAAAACCACUGAUCUCUAUCAAAAAUAAUGUAGCAUAAUGCAGUUCUAUGAUGAGAUUAUUUCAAUCCUGUAACAGAAGUAGAUCGGAGACUGAAUAUCAUUGUAAUAAGACGCCAAUAUGUGGUAUUUUUCCUUUACUGUUCUGUUGCUCGGUGCACACAGCCAAAUGACUGACAUAAAUAAUACCAGUCAGCUCGCAGGCUCACACAAUGUAGCUGCAAAUGUGUACUUAGUCAGCAAAGUAGGGUUUGAUUCAGUUCUUCAAAAUAACAAUCGGCCCCUGAAGUGGGAUUGUGAAACUAAAAGUGUGUGUGUGUGUGUGUGUGUGUGUGUGUGUGUGAGAUGUAUGCUCUGGAUAAAUCCAACAUGUUAAAAAUCAAUGUGUUUUCCUUACUGGAAGAUCUGUGCUUCUGUCUAAACAGUUUGAUAAUGUAUCAUAUUUUGGUUGCGUAUUGUUUAGGGACGCCCAACGAAACUCGGCUCUGAAUUGGAGGAGGUCCAAGAUUUGUUACAUUUUUUUUUUCAGGUCGGUUCUCAACCAGAGAGAGUUUAACAGAGCUCUCUGUCAGUGUUCGACUUCCCAUUGUGAAUAUUUGUUCUUGUUGCAUUAUCAUUCUUUUUGCCAAAUUUUUGUAAUCAAAUUUUUGCCUCUUUUAGUUAAAGUGUGAGCUGAAAUUCAGCGUUUUACUUUGACGUAUCAUAUUAAAAGUUAAGUGUAUGAUUUUACUGUAUAUACGUUUCCUGCUAAAAAAAAAAAAAAAAGCCCUUACUUAUUAUCUCUGUUGUCAUCACAUCCAUGGGUACAUAUCAGAACACACAAGUCAUGAUUGGAAGGCCACUAAUACUGUGAAUUAUAUAAAGUAGGCCUACAUUUUAUAUUUUUACCCCAGUGGAAUUUCAUAUAAGGUUGAAAGUUAGUAUCUAUUAUAUAGGUUGGUGUAUGUUUUGUUGAUUGUAUGUUAUGUUAGUUGUUAAAUGCAGCUGUCUUUUACGCAAAAUUGCAUGUAACCUUCAUGAUCCCCAGAAAUGUCAUAGACGCUCACAGUGCUAACAUUUUGUAAAUAACUUUAUUGGAUGUCAGGUUUUCUUACUUUUGCAUUUCUUUCUGAAAACAGACACGUAGGACUGUUAAUAAAUGAAGUGGAUGGGUUUUAUUGAAGUCCCAAUCCUAAUUUUUCAUGUCACAUGGCACAUAUAAAAAUUAAUCUUGUUGGUGGAAAAUAAUGUACAAUUUCCAGAUCUGACUGUAAAACAAAAUAUAGAGGACAUAUUUACACAAGACGCUUCCUGAUAGAUCUAAUGCUUAUAAGUUGUGGAAUAAUCAACACAUGUAAAUGUUUAAACUGUGUAUGAACAUUUACACACUGGGCCUUGGUGCAUCUCACUUCUCUCAUACACGUGUCCUCAUUCCUUCCACUCGCCUCCUGCUUAUCAGCUCGUCACUCUAUGGACACGAGAAAGUCGACUUUCUCUAAUCCAGGCAACACUUUUUUUGACAAACUAGGCAAACCGAGUUUGUUUGGGCCAUGAAUGUUCUUGCAGAGACUUGAAUGUAAUGUAUGUCAGUAUGAACCAAACACUCUACCAGUAUGAUGGUAUAGCUUUCAACACAUGUAAGUGAAAUGAUAACAAAAGUUGGUGGUUAGUUCUGUUUAACUGUUGACCAAUAAAAGUAAGCCUUGCCGUUUUCUGUAUGCCAUGGAUACUCCGCAAUCAGUUAAUUUAUUGAUCACCAAACUGAGCUUUGACUAACCGCCGUGACAGCGGGUCUGCUGCCUGUCAGUCAGUAUGAUCCAACUUUGUACAAAAUAGAUUAAACAAAUUUCUGAAAAUA
Messenger RNA from Thunnus maccoyii (southern bluefin tuna), 6478 nucleotides. RefSeq names its product death effector domain containing (gene dedd). Lineage: Eukaryota; Metazoa; Chordata; Actinopteri; Scombriformes; Scombridae. Gene Ontology annotation, biological process: extrinsic apoptotic signaling pathway via death domain receptors; apoptotic process; regulation of apoptotic process. The record is from RefSeq and is a predicted model, not a curated record. Gene Ontology annotation, molecular function: DNA binding; protein binding. The transcript is spliced from 5 exons. Gene Ontology annotation, cellular component: nucleolus. The coding region runs from base 388 to 1599 and encodes 403 amino acids.